AUGAUCGUGGAAUUAUUUCUUGUAGGGAAAGAUCCCAAUCAGUCCUCCCACAAGAUUGAGGUUGAUAGGGUGGAUGACUUGGAAAACCUGAAGAUCAAGGUUGCGAGUCGAUUCAACAUUGUUGUACCGAGUGGUAUUGAUUUCCAGGAUCAAUCUGGCCGUCAGCUUCUUGAUAUUGAGGACAUUCUGGAUUGUCCUGAGGCUGUGGGAAUUCUGGUUGAUGGACACUCAAUCCGAGAACCUUCUGGUCCGAAGGGGCUGCCAUUUGCUGGUGCUUACUAUGAGGUUUUUCCUGACCACGUUGGCAACCACGAGCGAAUGUUCUACAGGUUCGGGGGCGUCAUAAAAUAUACCACGUAUGGCCGCGACAACUACCUGACCCGCGACCCCCGGGUGGCCGAGGUAGCUUUUUCGGAGAGCCCCUUCUUUACAAAAGCAACAUCUAACCCCAAUCAUCCGCUUCACCCUAUCAGUAAUCAGAAUUCUCUCUUCAUAUGCGACACUAAUGAGAACUGGCGAAUCGCCCAUCGGUUUAUAGCUCCGGCUCUCAAUCCUAAGGCGAUCAGGCAUUACCACCCGAUACUGCAAUCUGUGGUGGAAUCGUCGUUUCCUGUGUUUGACGAACUUGAUCAGAAGGGUGAAGCUUUUAACACUUAUCAGUAUAUGAUGAAACUGGCUAGUGGAGCAAUUGGAAAAUGUGCCUUGGGGAUGGAUCUACACCAUUUUGAUUCCAUUGACGCCCCAGUUCAUACCUUAGUCUCAUCUAUACAAAAGACUCUUCAACUGAAUAAAAAGGUUGCGUCCAGAGGAGACUGGUACGCCAAGGUACCAUUCGGUGACCCUAAGGAAUUAGAUCGAACCCAGAAGCAGGUUGUACAGCUCCUCAAUGAUGCUUUCGAUACUUGCCCGAAAUCUGGCGAUGAGGAUCUACCUAUCAACGAAGCUGCCCUUCGUGCUGCAUGCAUUUUUGAUUAUCUUAACAGAGCAGUUGAUGACACGGGAAAGAAAUUACCUAGGGAACUCGUCGCUCCUAACAUGCUGCCAGGAGCUGGUUUCGUCACAACAGCUUGCCUAUUGUCCUGGUUGAUCUACUCGCUCUGCACUUACGAAGGAACACAAGAUCGUCUCCUACAAGAGCUCGUAGAUCAUGGAGUUACCCACGAUACGACUUGGGAUCCGGAUUUCGCCGACAGUCUUCCGUAUCUAAAUAAUUUCAUCAAGGAAACGCAGCGACUACAUAAUCCCUCAUUCCAGCCUGGAAGGGUAACCAAGGCUGACUGCAUCGUUCCGGGUGGGUACCAACUUCCAAAGGGGGCAGCGCUGAUCAUUGCUCUGUACGCAAUCCAUUCCAAUCCUGAUAUAUGGGAUAAUCCCCACCGCUUCGACCCAGACCGGUGGGACCGUUUCAAUCCAAAAGAGAAGCCCAAAUGUUCCUAUAUACCUUUUGCGACUGGUCCACGUUCCUGUAUUGGCUUUAACUUCGCUCUUGGGGAGGUCAAAGUCGUCCUACCUUCCUUGGUUUACAGAUAUGAGUUUGUCCGUGAAGGGGAAAAUACCAUUGAGUACGAUCCCCAGUAUCAGCUAAUCCGCCCGAUGAAUCUGUAUGUUCGGGCGAAGAAAAGAACACACUGGCCCAAGGCAAGCGCAGUAUCAGCUUGA
Molecule: messenger RNA, 1659 nt
Organism: Aspergillus caelatus
Lineage: Eukaryota; Fungi; Ascomycota; Eurotiomycetes; Eurotiales; Aspergillaceae
Product: cytochrome P450
Exons: 7
Coding region: 1-1659 (552 amino acids)
Molecular function (GO): heme binding; oxidoreductase activity, acting on paired donors, with incorporation or reduction of molecular oxygen; monooxygenase activity
Source: RefSeq, a predicted model, not a curated record